This is a messenger RNA of Trichoderma aggressivum f. europaeum, 1005 nucleotides long. RefSeq lists its product as uncharacterized. The transcript is spliced from 4 exons. Gene Ontology annotation, molecular function: 2-oxoglutarate-dependent dioxygenase activity. Lineage: Eukaryota; Fungi; Ascomycota; Sordariomycetes; Hypocreales; Hypocreaceae. The record is from RefSeq and is a predicted model, not a curated record. Bases 1 to 1005 code for a protein of 334 amino acids.
AUGGCGACUGAUGCGGCAGUGAGCAAAGAUGGGCUUUUCAUUCCCCUCAUCGACUUCUCCAAGUUCUUGAAUGGCGACGCAACUACACGGCAAGAGACCGCCAAGGCCAUUCUCAAUGGCUUCCAAGGCGCUGGCUUCAUCUAUCUCAAGAACCACCCCAUUCCGAAAGACACAGUAAAGCACACCUUUGCCAUGUCGGCAAACUUCUUUGCACAACCUCUCGAGAAGAAAGCGGUACUAGGAUGGACCACUCCACAGGCCAACCGCGGCUACGUGGCUCAAGGGCGUGAGAAAGUUACCUUGCUGGAGGACCAUGCCGAGGUGGAAAAGGUUCGUAGCGCAGUGCCAGACUUGAAGGAGAGCUUUGAGAUUGGCCGCGACGAUGAGGCAGGCCACCCGAACAACUGGCCUAGCGAAGAGGGCUCCAUUACUGGCUUCAAGACGGAUAUGAAGGACUUUUUUGAGCAGUGCAAGGCUUUGCAUAUUGAAGUCAUGCGGGCUAUCGCUUUGGGGAUGGGAUUUGAAGAGAGCUUUUUUGAUCGGUUUGUUGACGUUGGCGAUAAUAACCUGCGGCUGCUACACUAUCCGGAAGUCAAGUCUGAGAUUUUCAAUACCCCAGGCCAAGUUCGUGCUGGGGAGCACAGCGAUUAUGGAUCCAUCACUCUUCUCUUCCAGGAUAACCGGGGCGGUCUGCAGGUCAAGAGCCCCAACGGAACGUUUGUCGAUGCAACUCCCAUGGAGGACACCAUCGUCGUCAACGCCGGCGAUCUGUUGGCGAGAUGGAGCAACGACACCAUUAAGAGCACCAUUCACAGGGUAGUAGAGCCGCCGCGGAAGGAGGGCGCGACGUAUCCUUCACGAUAUAGCAUUGCAUACUUUUGCAACCCCAACUUCAAGGACCUUAUCGAGGUGCUGCCGGGGACAUAUGCAACGGAGAAGGAGAAGAAGUAUGACAGCAUCAAUAGCGGCGACUACCUCGUCCAGAGACUCACCGCGACGUAUUGA